Suricata suricatta (meerkat) is the source of this 1749-nucleotide messenger RNA. RefSeq names its product leucine rich adaptor protein 1 like (gene LURAP1L). The record is from RefSeq and is a predicted model, not a curated record. The transcript is spliced from 2 exons. NCBI's taxonomy places the organism in Eukaryota, Metazoa, Chordata, Mammalia, Carnivora, Herpestidae. Bases 705 to 1370 code for a protein of 221 amino acids. Gene Ontology annotation, biological process: positive regulation of canonical NF-kappaB signal transduction.
CCAAGGCUAGGAAGAACCCAGUGACUGGGAUCAAACUGCCUAAAUGAGAAGAAGAGCAUUUCUGCAGCAACGAGAAAGCCGUUAAACUCCCGCUAAGCUAGCCGUCUCUUUUAUGCGUCCAUGCACACGACCGACCUCCUCUAUCACUGACCAGGGAUUAUUUCUGCCAAUCCAGGAUAUUCCAAAGCUUGGAGACAUAUGGCUGGAAAAUGAAACGACCCUGGAGUGUGGCCACAUCUUACUUUGUGUCGCUUGGUACCAGAUGGGCAAUCAGUGAAUGAUGCAGAGAUGUGAACGGACAGUUUUAUAAUGUGAAUUUCCCCCCAUAACGCCAAAAACAUUUUCCCUCUCAUUUCUUUGGGUUUGUAAUACGUGGAUUUUUCUCCUCUCUGCAAUAUCAAUUGACUCAACUUUGCAGUGUGGUGGCCAAAAAGGAAGAGGUUGAAGCCUUCUCUAAAAUCUUAGUAAGUGUCGGAGGAGCCACAGCACCCUGGAAAUUGCGGCUGCGACCGGCCCCGUCCUGUGCGGAUUUCUGGGCCCCGAACAGCGCAAGCGGUUAUGGAGCGGACGGUGCACUCCAUCCGCCGCCCAGGAUAGAGACCCGGGCUCCGGGAGGGGUCUGUUCAUUUCGCCGCAGCCUAGGAGGCCGCUGCUGCCUCUCAUCCUCCGCGUUUUAUUACCAUUAUCCUCGUUCUUGAAAAGUCAUGGAAGACGGCCCGCUGCCAGACCUCAGAGACAUCGAGCUGAAGCUGGGGCGCAAAGUCCCCGAGAGCCUAGUGCGCUCGCUCCGUGGGGAGGAGCCGGUUCCCCAGGAAAGGGACAGGGACCCCUGCGGGGGAGGCGGCGGCUGCAGCAGCCGCAGCAGCAGCUGCAGCUUCCCUCCCUCCCUGUCGUCCUCCUCGUCGUCCUCCCCAACCUCUGGCUCCCCACGUCGUAGCCGCUGCGGCGCCCUGGAGAGGCUGGAAACCAAGCUGCACUUCCUGAGACAAGAGAUGGUCAACCUCAGAGCCACAGAUGUGAGACUCAUGCGCCAGUUGCUUGUUAUCAAUGAGAACAUUGAGUCCAUCAAGUGGAUGAUUGACGAGAAAGCCACCACUACCAGCCGAGGAAGCAGUCUCAGCGGCAGCCUAUGCAGUUUAUUGGAGAGUCAGAGCACCUCCUUACGUGGCAGCUACGAGAGCCUACAUGAUGGCAGUGAUGGGCUGGACGGCAUCUCCGUGGGGAGCUUUCUGGACACUUUGGCAGAUGAUGUCCCAGGCCAUCAGACCCCCUCAGACUUGGACCAGUUCAGUGACAGCUCCAUCAUAGAGGACUCACAAGCACUGCACAAGCACCCCAAACUGGAUUCUGAAUACUACUGCUUUGGCUAAUGACCCAGGUUUUUGCAUGGGAUUGGUGUGCAAUUAACUUGUAUUUAUCCUUCUUCUCUGCUGCUAUAUUUUUGGUGUGAUUUUUUUUAUAUGACAACCUUUUUUAAAAAAGCUUAUUUUGAAACUGCUUGAUGAUAAUUCUGUUGCUCCUAAUAUUUCUCAUCUGGACUGAUUGAUCUUUCUCUCAUACAUCUCUAUUUUUAUUUAUUACAAUGAUUUUUUCUCCCUUCUUUACAGUGGCACAAAUAAAGUAAGGGGAAAAAGAAUAAGCAAUAAUUAUGUUUUUGCUUUUGUUUUCAGAGCAAGGGGUCAGGGAUUACCAAAAAAAAAAAAUAUCUUUGCUAAAUUUUACAAUAAACCAAAGUCUGAUAGAAGUUAA